UUGGAACAAUGUGUACCGGAAAAACUAGCGAGUUUUGCAGCAAUGCAGAAGGUUCGAUUAGAGCGUCCAGCCAGAGAACUAAUGCUUCUUUGCAUCCUCUUUGGAAAAUUAGAACUUGCUGCCUUAUUUUGGGGCUAUGAGAAGGAACCAAUAGGCGGUGCCAUGUUUUGUUCCUUACUGCUGGGCAAACUUGCGGCAGUUUGUACGGAUAUAUCUCAAAAGUUGGAGUUUGAACGCUACGCUAGGAUCUUUGAGAGUAAGGCAGAGGAAGUUUUGGAGGCGUGCUACGCGGAAGAUAAUCAGCGGGCAAAGAUGCUGCUUUAUCGCAAAUUGCAAGAAUACGGUCAUAGCGCAGUGAUUCGGUUGGCAGCUCGAGGUGGUUGUAUUCACUUCAUGUCGCACCCCUGUUGUCAAGAUUUCCUCUCCGAAGUGUGGAUGGGAAAACUCUCUUCAAAGACUACCAAUUUACAGCUCAUAUUUGGAUCUAUCUUCGGUCUUGUUUUCCCAUUAAUUUUACCUCAAGUGUUGUCAUAUGCUCGUGACGAUGCACAAAGAAAUCGAUUGGGUAUUGAUGAUUCCGAUUCCAGUGACGUCGAUGACGACGAAGCCGGAAAAGAAAAUGCCGCAUUUUCUGGUAGCCUAAAUUAUACAACGGAGAGGAGAAGAAAACACAAACCUUCUCCAAGUCUUCUGAAAUCGCCAGGACACUGUAGCAUGGUUCUCCGGAAUCUGAAAAUAUCCUUUACUAUACCCGAGAUACUAACAUCUUUAAUGGUAGUAGCCCUAUUUCUUGAAGAACUAAAACAGGUAACCCUGACAUUGCCGUCAAUAGCUUUUAAACUAAAGGCUUUUGGUCCAGGAGCAAGUCUGAAAGAGUACUUGAGUGAUGGAUGGAACAAAGUGGAUUGCGCAGCAAUAGGUCUUUAUAUUGGAGGCUUCAUUCUCCGCACGCUUUCCUACGUCCAAGUUCGCAAUGUUGACCUUGUGGAAGCUAGAAGAAAGCUCAUUGCAGAAAAUGCAACUUGCACAUAUGUUGCAUCGGCUACUCUAAGGAAUGCUAGCUACUCCGUAUCAAUGACUUCCACACAAGCAACACACUUGGGUAUACCAAUACAAGUGUUCGCAAUACCAGAAUGGACAUUGAGAUGCGUUGAGGAGCUUGAUAUCGACCAUCCGUAUUUUCUUUUGCAUGAGGAAAGGUUUACUCUUGCCAGGGUUAUGUUCGCCCUCAGCCUAUUUGCCUUCUUCGUUCGCCUCAUGUACAUUUUUGGCUUCAGCAUUGUACUUGGCCCAAAGCUCAUCAUGAUAAAUCGUAUGGUGGUCAAUGAUUUGCUGCCUUUUCUUCUGCUUCUUGUUGUCAUUCAAGCCGGUUACGGUGUGUCGUCUUUUGUUGUUUCAUAUCCAAAUGGUUAUUAUACUAAUUACCUUCAAAACACUUUGCCUCGAAAUACGACAUUGAAGUACAUGAAAGCUGGGAAGAUUGUUUAUGAAUUCUUCAUGACGGCCUACUUUCAAAUGCUGGGAAAUUUUGGUUUGGACAUUCUUGCUGGAGAAGACAACGGUUGCCGGGAUAACAACCUGUGUCCACAGUUUUCGUCUAGGAGGUUGUCUAUCAUCACGUUGAGCUUCUUUAUUUUGCUCACCCAACUCUUAAUGCUGAAUCUUCUCGUUGCCACUUUCACAUCAACUUAUUUUGAAAUUGAAGGGUCCUCAACAUACUUUUGGAGUUAUCAACGCUACGAAAUGAUUCAAGAAUGUGUAGAUCGGCCUUCAGUUGCUCCACCGUUUACUUUACUUUGGUAUGGUGGAGAGGUGAUUCAUGCAGCUUUUCAACGUCUUCUGGGACUCUGUCCCGAACUAGAUGAUUUUGAACCGGAGCUUGCUGAUGAUCCCUUCUGCCGAAACUUUAGGGGAAACCCUGCGCUCAAGUCCAAACUGAUGAAAUGGGAGUUUAUGAAGGCACAGAAUGUGUUACGAUCCCAAAUGGACUCAGAUUUACCAGUGUCUAGACGCAAUGAGGCGGCUCGAUCCACAAUUAUCACAAUGCGAGGUCUUAAGGGACCCGUUGGAGGUGCAGGAGGAGGAGGUGGUGUGGGAGAAAAACGAGGCAGCGUGCUGCUUGGGGUUGAAGAUCUUCCAAAUUCCCUCUUUGGACCCGACUCCGACCUCAUUGAAGGCAAAUUUACAAAUCUUGGUACCCAGGUUGAGAAGGUAUCCAAUUUUGAAGAUCGUCUUAAAAGAAUUGUUACCAUGAUGAAGCGUAUAACAGUGGAAUUGAAGAAGGUUCAUAAGAGUGUAAAUCAGACAGCAACGUUUCUUGCUAGUGAGGAGGGUGGACGUCUGGUAGGAGCUCCAAAAAGUGCCAUCACACCAAGACCAGGAUCUACUCCAAGAACUGGAUCUACACCUCGGUCAAUAUCGACAUCGAAAAAUGAACCAACAGGAAGCCAUAUCAUAAGCAAUGCCAUUACGAAAGCCGUCAUGAAUCUCUCUAGUCACUGUCUUGAUAUAGAAGAACAAAUCGAGGAAAAAUUGCGCAUUGAAAGUCUCUGCAUAAAGGCAAUACUCACAAAUCCAGACGCAUCAGACAUACCUCAAGAUAGUGUCAUGAAACCACCGACUUCUCAACCUGGUCCACCCUCUCGAAGGCCCGAAGCCAAGCCACCUAGUGCAAGUAUCUAUGAGCGUCUCAUUUACAGCCAUCGACUCUGGCGUCUUCUGCCAUUCAAUUUUGAACGUCGACCUGGUAUGCGCGUCAAUAUUCCAAAUGAGAUGAUUGACUGGAAGGUAUCCUAUCCCGGAUAUAAGCCCUUCAUAGCAAACACCGAAAAGAUUGCCUAUCCAUUUCCAGAGGUAGAAGAUGGUCCUCAAAUCGAUCCGACCAAAUUACAGUACAAUGCUUAUGAUGAACUUCAAGGUGUAUCACGCAGCUGCUUAAGAGGGCGAGUUCACAUUUCAAGAGACCCUACUGGACCCCUUGGAUAUCCGUUAAAUCCUAGGGGCCGCUCAGGCCUAUUCGGGAAAGGUAUGCUCCCACACUGGGGACCCAAUCAUGCCAUUGUUCUAGCUUUCACUCGUGCUGGAACUUCACCAAAUGAUUUUCAGAUUGCUGUUCUGGACAGAAAUCAAUCCUCUUGCCUUCCAUGGUUCUUUGUUGACCACCGCGAAUCUUGUGAUCAUCGAAGUUGUUCGGCCAAAGUUAUGCGCGAUUUCGUACAACGUCGAGUAGUCAGCGUUUUUGGUGCUAUCAACUCUGAAAAUGAAACCAUAAAAAAUGCUCUGUUAGAAUCAAUAAAUAAGAUGGAAAUAUCUUUGAUCAGUGACGACUUUCUGGAUGAUCAUUUGAAUGCAGAUCAUGCUUGGAUAGAAGCCGUGUGUGUCAACUUUCAUAGUAGUGGCGAGAGUGCUUUUCAUGAUGCGGCUGUAAAGCUAUUUAUGGAGAAUCCGCCAAUAGAAUCAGUGCGUUGGUUUGAUUUCAAAGGGUCGAUCAAUCUUCGAUCAAGCCAUGAAUCACUUCUUAUUGCAGUCCUACAACAUCAUGGAAAGGUGUAA
This is a messenger RNA of Rodentolepis nana, 3552 nucleotides long. Lineage: Eukaryota; Metazoa; Platyhelminthes; Cestoda; Cyclophyllidea; Hymenolepididae. The record is from the annotation of a GenBank genome assembly.